AUGUUUCAGGCAACUGCUGUUUACAAGGUUGCAUCUAUUGCUUCACAAAGUGGUGUGCCUGUGAUUGCUGAUGGUGGAAUUUCCAAUUCUGGACACAUUGUCAAGGCUUUGGUCCUUGGGGAUUCUAUUGUCACGAUGGGAAGCUUCUUAGCUGGAAGCACUGAGGCUCCCGGGUUUUUGUGUAUCAGGUAUGUCUGGGACUUACUCAUGUUUUUAUUGCUGGAACAGGGGGUUGUCGGGGCAGUUGCAGACAAAGGUUCUGUUUUGAAGUUCAUACCAUACACAAUGCAAGCUGUGAAACAAGGUUUCCAAGAUCUUGGUGCUUCUUCAUUGCAGUCUGCUCAUGGCCUCUUAAAAUCAAGUGUUUUAAAGCUAGAGGUAAGAACAGGAGCAGCACAAGUAGAAGGUGGAGUUCAUGGUCUGGUUUCUUACGAGAAGAAAUCGUUUUGA
Molecule: messenger RNA, 450 nt
Organism: Pyrus x bretschneideri (Chinese white pear)
Lineage: Eukaryota; Viridiplantae; Streptophyta; Magnoliopsida; Rosales; Rosaceae
Product: inosine-5'-monophosphate dehydrogenase 1-like
Exons: 3
Coding region: 1-450 (149 amino acids)
Biological process (GO): GTP biosynthetic process
Cellular component (GO): cytoplasm
Molecular function (GO): IMP dehydrogenase activity
Source: RefSeq, a predicted model, not a curated record